Messenger RNA from Eutrema salsugineum, 1669 nucleotides. Its product is annotated as protein DETOXIFICATION 9. Gene Ontology annotation, biological process: xenobiotic detoxification by transmembrane export across the plasma membrane. The transcript has 7 exons. Lineage: Eukaryota; Viridiplantae; Streptophyta; Magnoliopsida; Brassicales; Brassicaceae. Gene Ontology annotation, cellular component: membrane. Gene Ontology annotation, molecular function: xenobiotic transmembrane transporter activity; antiporter activity. The coding region runs from base 55 to 1500 and encodes 481 amino acids. The record is from RefSeq and is a predicted model, not a curated record.
AUACAGUCAAAUAUAUUCGACCCAAUUUCCCAUAUUUUCUUACCAGAAGGAAAAAUGAAGAGUAUUGAAGCUCCAUUACUGGUGAAGAACAAACAAUCAGAAGAAGAAGAGAAAGAUAAAAUAAGAUGGGAGAAGAUGAAGAAGGUUGCUUCAAUGGCUGCUCCAAUGAUCGCCGUGAACAUGUCUCAGUAUCUUCUUCAGGCAACUUCAAUGAUGAUCGUUGGUCACCGGAGUGAACUCUACCUUGCCGGAAUCGCCCUUGGAAGCUCCUUCGCUAGCGUCACUGGUUUUGGUAUCCUCUUUGGACUUUCAGGUGCUUUGGAAACACUGUGUGGCCAAGCAUUUGGAGCAGAACAAUAUCACAAGCUUGGAUCCUACACUUUUACUUCCAUGAUUUUUCUCUUGAUCAUCGCUCUUCCGAUUUCUAUUCUCUGGAUGUUCAUGAACCAGAUCCUGAUUUUGCUUCACCAAGACCCUCAAAUCGCUGAGUUAGCAGCUGUUUACUGCCUCUGGCUCAUACCGGCAUUAUUCGGUUACUCGGUUCUCGAAUCGCUGGUUCGAUAUUUUCAGUCACAAAGAUUGAUCUUUCCAAUGGUCUUGAGCUCUCUAGCCGCUCUGGCUUUCCAUGUUCCUCUCUGUUGGCUAAUGGUUCACAGAUUCGAGUUUGGAGUCAAAGGAGCGGCUGUGUCUAUAGGUAUCUCCUACUGGCUUAACGCGAUUUUCCUUUGGGUUUACAUGAAACGCUCUCGAGCUUGUGUCCAAACGCGGAUUUAUAUGUCCAAAGAUGUGUUUCUUCACACAAGAAUCUUCUUUCAGUUUGCGGUUCCUUCUGCAAUGAUGUGUUGCCUUGAGUGGUUAGCUUUCGAGGUGAUUACUUUGCUAUCUGGUCUUCUACCCAACUCAAAGCUCGAGACUUCGGUUAUUUCGAUUUGUCUUACUACCUCUUCAUUGCAUUACAAUCUAGUAAAUGGAAUCGGUGAUGCAGCAAGUACCAAUGUGGCGAAUGAGCUAGGAGCUGGGAAUCCUCGAGGUGCUUGUGAUUCCGCAUCAGCUGCGAUAAUAAUUGCAGCUGUUGAGUCAGUUGUUGUAAGCUCUACUCUCUUCUUAUCUCGUAAUGUAUGGCCUUAUGCUUAUAGCAAUGUGGAGGAAGUAACUCGCUAUGUGACCGAGAUCACUCCCAUUCUUUGCAUUUCAAUCCUAAUGGACAGCUUCUUGACCGUCCUCUCAGGAAUUGUGAGAGGAACAGGGUGGCAGAAAAUUGGAGCGUAUGUGAACAUAGCUUCUUAUUAUAUCAUUGGUAUUCCAAUUGGACUUCUAUUGUGUUUUCAUCUUCACUUCAAUGGGAAAGGACUUUGGGUUGGUUUAGUCUCAGGAUCAACGCUACAAACGCUAAUUCUCUCUCUUGUAGUUGGAUUCACCAAUUGGUCCAAAGAGGCAAUCAAGGCUAGGGAGAGAACACUAGAUGAGAAAGUUUGGAAACAUGACCCAUUGGUUAACUGAAGAUGGAUGAAUUAGUUGAACAUUGAUUUGCCUUUUUAGUUAGAUUGAUCAAAAAACUUCAACGGUUUUGGAUUUUGAUAUUUUUCUACUCUACUAAUUCCUUAAAAAAAUGUAUAUGCUAAAAAUGUAUGGGACCUAAAUAAAGUCAAGCGUUGAUUUUGAGAGAGAA